UAUCGAUUUAAAAUGGUUUUAAUUUUAUUAUGAAUAAUGUGCGUGUAACAGUGAUACGAUAUCGGGGCUUAAGAAAGCAUUAAAUUGUUAAUCAUAAUGGCAAGAAAAUUGAGAUUACGAAAUAGCAAUUAUUCAACCACCAAUCACGUUGAUAGUGAAAAUUCUUCCAGUAGCGAUUCAACGUUGGAAGAUAGCACAGAUAAUUUUUAUCCACCACAGCUAGGAGCGUUUUAUGCACACCCCUUCGGUAUGCAACAUACUUUAAAUUCACCUCACUUUGAUUCAGAUGGAACAGAAUUUUAUUCAAAUCAGACUCAUCAAGUGGAUCAAAUGGCAUUGGAAUUAGAAACAGACGAAGACAAACUUGAAACAAAUAACAGUUUGUAUUCAACCAAACAAAACUUAAAUUCACAUGAAAAUUUUCAAGAAAGAUUUGGUGGCUUCAACUAUGCAACACCAAGCAGUCAAGCGAUCUCUACACAUACAUUUAUAAACCAAGGUUUUAACUCAAGUCUGCAAAAUUUCUUGUCGAAUCAGCAAGAAUCUAACUCCAAUCAAAAAUUUGACUUCAACCAGCAAAAAUUCAGCUUGACUCAAGAAAUAUCUACCUCGAAUCAGCAAGGAUCCAUUUUGUACCAGCAAAAACUAGAAGAUGGGAUAGAAAUAGAAACAGAUGAACACAAACUUGUAAUAAAAAACAAUUUUUAUGAAAAUCCCAAUGUGAUGCAACAGAAUUUAAAUUCCGUUCACUUUAAUAUAGGGGAAAUAAAUGGAGAACUCUUGGAAGUAAUGUCCCAGAAAGAUGUAGAUGACCCAGAAAUAGAUAUCGAUAAAAUUUUUGAAGAAGAAAAUAUCACAUCGAGUGAAAACCGUUUUCGGAGAAAGUUGAUUCUUAAAAUGUUAAAAACUCUCAAGGAAAUGGAUAUUAAAUCUAAUAAAACAAUUUCAAAAGAAAACAAUUUAAUUCCGCAAUCAUCUUCAUCAUCAACCGAAGUUGUGGACGCUUCAAUUAAUGCAAAUAAUAUAUCAAUGUGCACUUCAACUACAGGUGCAAUCCCAAAACAAACGAAAUCUGUGGAAAAACGUUGUCAUAAAAAAUCCAAAAACGAACAAACAUCGCACGAUGCUUCAGAAACAAAUUUAGGUUAUUGCACUCCAUUGAUUGAUACGAUUAAUAAAGCCUUUGAAACGCUUAUGAUGCUUGAAGCAUCUCCAAAUCAGCAAGCAGUGGUGGUUCAGAAGAAACCAAAGAGACCUAAAGAUUUAAAAAAAAAUAAAUCAAGCAAUAAAUCAAAUAAAGAUGCAGAUGGGGAAUCGAGCGAAGUGAAGCAAUCUGGAUGUUUGGGUCCUCUACGUGUAACAGUACCAAAAACCACUUACAUCCAAUUAAGAAAAAGAUUGGACAAAGAACCGCUUUAUCAGGUCACUUUUGGACAUGUUAUGAUUAAUAUUUAUUAUGAUGAGGAACUUGGUAAAAUCAAACAAUACUACAAACAGUAUUUAAACAGAAUAUUACCAAAAGAAAUUGAUGUUUCUAAGGAUGAAAUUGAAAAAUCUAAUAAUCCGAGAAGAUGA
Molecule: messenger RNA, 1575 nt
Organism: Onthophagus taurus
Lineage: Eukaryota; Metazoa; Arthropoda; Insecta; Coleoptera; Scarabaeidae
Product: putative leucine-rich repeat-containing protein DDB_G0290503
Source: RefSeq, a predicted model, not a curated record